AUGCCCCUCGAAUAUAUUUAUUCCUCGGAUGAAUCUGAGAUCUCCGAGACAGACAUCUCGCUCCGCGGUCGAAAUGGCCACGCCCAUACCCGCCGUCGCUCUGUUUCCCGCCACCAGCAGCGCCGCCCCGAGGUAGUAAAAGAAUACCUAGCACCUGCCCCGCAAACCCGCGUCUACCGCUCACACUCCACGGGCGGAAAUCGUCGCCGCGAGCGCGACAAUGGCCCAUCCGUGAUGAUUGUCAACGAGCAAGCUACCCGCGCCAGUGGUAGUGGCAGUGGUGGCAGCGGUGGUACCGCUGCUAAUAGCAACAAGCCCAAGACACGCAUGCAACAGAAGUACUACGACGAGUCGGAGGAGGAAGAGUUCGAACCAGUGCGCAAACAUAGCCACUCCCGACACCGUGCUGCGAGUGGCUUAUCGGCCAAUGUGAACGUUGGGUCGUCGAGAACUCCUUCGCCGCUUCAUCGAGACUACGAGCUUGUCAUGGGACAACGGAUUCUUGAGAGGUCCGAUUUGAAGCAGGAUAUGGAUAUUUGGAAGCAUCAGCAGGAGAUCGAGAGAUUGGAGCGAGAGCUGGAGAAGCAUCGCGAGAUACCUGAGCCGCCGCGGGAAGGGAAGGAAAUGAGACGAUUCCGGGAAGAGGAGCAGUUAUAUGAAGAUGAAAUUAGUGAGCGGCUGCGUAGGUUGCAGCGUAUUGAGCGGAAGUCGAGAGAGGAAGAGGGAGCUAAGAAGGCCGAGAAGGCCUGGCGAUUGCAGCAUCUUGAGGAUGCCGAGAGAGAAGAGGAGACUGCUCGGAAGGCCGAGAAGUCAUGGCGCCUAAGGAAGUUGGAGGAGACUGAGAAGGCCGAGGAGGCGCAGCGCAAGGCAGAGAGAGCGUGGCGUAUGAAGAAGUUGGAGGAUGCCGAGAGGGAAGCUGCUGAGAAAGAGGAAAUGCAGGAGAGAAUCAAGAAGGAGAAGCUCGAGGAGAUCGCUCGUCAGCAAGAAGAGGAUGCCGAGAGGGAGAAGCUGAAGAAGCAGUUCCUUGAGGAGGAACGGCAGAAGGCCUUUGAGGCAGAUGAGAAGAGAAAGAAGGAAAUGAUGCUCAAAGCUGCUGCUGUUGAAGAGUGGAAGCUUGAACAAGAACGUAUGAGGCAGCGACAAUUCGAGGAGGCUGCGAAGAGAGAUCGUGAAUUCCGGGAGCGACUACGGAACGAUCUUGGAUAUAAUGAAGAUGAAAUUGCGCAUAUCCUCAGUAAGAAGAAGCGCGACGAGGAAAAGAAAGAAAAAGAUGGAAAGGAAAAGAAAGAUAAGGAAAAAGAGACUAAGGAGGUUGAGGAGCGAAAGACCACUUGGAUCAAGGUUCACCGGAAGCAUCUCCUUCCAGAGACCUUGCUGGCAUACAAUCUUCCCUGGGACUGGGACGAGCAUGACAGCAACUAUAUCAUUAUCAAGCGAUGGGUCACCGAGGACUUCCAAGAAGAGCUCUUCGGCCACACCAAGCGCAUUCGCGACGGCAAAAUUCUCACCGAGACCUCCCACUCGCAAACCGAGCUCAAGGUUAACGACGACCGCAAAGACAGAAUGUACCUUGUGCGCAAGAAGGGCCCUAAGCACAAAAUUCACUUCUACGCUAAAUAA
This is a messenger RNA of Penicillium angulare, 1620 nucleotides long. RefSeq lists its product as uncharacterized. The coding region runs from base 1 to 1620 and encodes 539 amino acids. The transcript has 3 exons. The record is from RefSeq and is a predicted model, not a curated record. Lineage: Eukaryota; Fungi; Ascomycota; Eurotiomycetes; Eurotiales; Aspergillaceae.